This is a messenger RNA of Trichechus manatus latirostris (Florida manatee), 20100 nucleotides long. RefSeq names its product PWWP domain containing 2A (gene PWWP2A). Gene Ontology annotation, molecular function: histone binding; chromatin binding. NCBI's taxonomy places the organism in Eukaryota, Metazoa, Chordata, Mammalia, Sirenia, Trichechidae. The transcript has 2 exons. Gene Ontology annotation, cellular component: chromocenter; nucleus. The record is from RefSeq and is a predicted model, not a curated record. Bases 12521 to 14236 code for a protein of 571 amino acids.
CUCAUCAAGACACAAGAAUCCUUCUUUCCCAUUUGGGAAAAAAAAGCCAUUUAAAAUUUAUAGCUAAGUAUGGUAUAUGAGGGGAAGAUGGGAGGCUUUACAGUUACUCUGUACACUGUUUAAUCUCAGGUUUUGUUUUUUGUUUUUUAAGAAUUUUGGCUCAGGACUUUUGUACUUUUGUUUUCAUAAUUAGAAAGCAGAAUAAGAUCAGUGUGCUUUCUGCUGAUGCGUUUAGUAGUGAGAGACGCUCAGUAGUGUGUUUGCUAUUGAAUCAAACAGAAGAGAAGGCCAGUGAUUGUGUGAGAAUCUGGAUUUCAAAUCUGCAAAAGGAAGGUGCAAAAAGGUAAGUAGUUUUUACAGAUGCAAUGGAUAGUGCUUUCUCGUUUUGAGGUUGUCAUUGUGUUGGUGUUUGCUUGUUUUUUUUUUUUUUAUUUGAUAGAGAAUUGCAGUUUAUGAGGUUUGGUCUAUUUUGCUAACAGUGUUUCGUAUAAACAGCAAUUUUUUUUGUUGGAAAAGCUUUUCUUACUAUGAACCCUUCAUAUUUGAAUGUUUUGAGUGAAAGGAUCCGAUCAAAGUAUUUGUUUUAAAGCCAUUAAGGGAACCAUGUCAACUUUUCAUUUAACAAAUGUUUAUUGAGCACAUCUGUGUGAAAGGCACUCUUCUAGGUAUUCUGAGUAUGACAUGAUGUGUGAGACAAAGUCCCUGUCCUCUAGGAGCUAAUUGGGAGGCACCAACUUGGAAGUGAUGAGGUUUGAAAGUGAGGAAAUACAACACAGUGUCUUUAAAGUUUCAUAAUUUAAAGAACUACUCGUUGGGUAUUAAAUUUUCAUAAUUUAAUAUGAUUUGAAAAAAAGACCUGCCAAUACAUUUUUUAAUCUCUGGUUGCUUUGAUUACACACUUACAUGUGGAGUUCUGGGGUUAAAUGAUGACCCAAGAGAUACUUUUGUAUAGGCUCUACCAAGAUCAUGACUCUGUACUCAUCAGUUGCUUUAAAAAUAAUUUUAUUCCUAUUUGAAUUAACCCUGAAUUAAGUCUUUUGGUAAAAAUAAAAAGAGCUUUUUGUUGAGUGCCUAUUAAGUGCCAGGCAUUGUACCACAUGCUUUAGUGUUUAUAACUCUGAUGAUAAUUUUCAUUUAUGUAAUAGGAAGAAAUUGGGGUUCAUUUAGCUUGGCAAGUCAUUUAGCUUAUUAAUGGUAAAGCAAGAAUUAAAAUGUAGGUCUAUCUAAUUCUAAAUCUAUCCUUUUUCUACUUUUCUUAUUAGAAAGUUAGUUGGUCUGGUGAUUUUUUUUUUUUAAGCAGUAAGUAAAGAAUUGGGUAUUUCUGAAAUUUAAUGCUUACCUUAAUGUUAGUGGCUGUAUGUGAUAAUACAGAGGCUCUGGGUGGUGCAAAUGGUUAACAUGCUUGGCUGCUAACCGAAAGGUUGGAGGUUCAAAUUGACCCAGAGGCACUCUGGAAGAAGGGCUUGGUGAUCUACUUUUAAAAAGUUAGCUAUUGCAAACCAUAUGCAACACAGUUCUCUUCUUGAUACACAUGGAGUCACCAUGAAUCAGAAUUGACAGCAGCUGGUCUUUAGUUGAUUAAUAGCCAUGGAACCAUCUGCUCUAGAGACUCCUCAUUUCCUUAGCAGUAUAUUGGGACAACAUAGUAGGCUCUAAAGUCUUGGUUCUUGCUUGUCCAAUGAGAUAGGUAAUAAAGAAUUAACAUUUGAGAGACUACUAAGUUCAUCAAUGUAUGUGUGCUUUGAAUUCUUCAGUCUUCAAGAGGAAUUUAAUAAAAUUUUAAUAAUUUCUUCUUUAUUUUAUUCUGACAUUAUAUGUGGUGCAGAAGUGUCUUUUAAAGUUGAGGAGUUGUCCACUGUGUGGCAAAAGGAUUUGAUCCUGGAAAAAAGAAUUUAAUAUGUAUGUGGAUUGAUCAAUAACUUUUAUAAUCAUUUGAUUUUUUUUUUUUUUUUUUUUGCCUUAUUUUUUUGCCCUACUUUUGGAGUUAUUUGAUUGAAGAACACAUUUUCUGUUUGUGGAAAACAAGAGGAGGACACAUUUAACUCAACAGUAACAACAUACAGAGAAAAAAAAAAGGAAGAAAAGAAAGAGAUACUAAGUGAUUAGUAGACCUGGGCAGAUUGUUAGGGUACUUGGAUAUUUGGUUCUAGUUCCAACCUCUCCAAUUUAACACUGUGAUUUUGGGCAAAUCAUUGUGACUUUCUGGGCUCCAGUCCAUCUAGUUCUCUUGUAAGGCUAGUUUAUUUUGGCUUUGGGCAGUUCACUUAAACACAUAGAAACAAAAUUUAGGCCUCAGUCUAUACGUAAAGUGAAUAGGGUGACCAGGUGGCCUGGUUUUUCUGAACCAUUCUAAUUUAAUUGUUAAUAUCUCUUCCUUUCUUAAAGGUAGCUUGCUUUGGCAGAUAAUGACGUGGUCGCCCUAAAAAUAAGGGUGUUUGAAUAUCAGGUUAAAAAGUUUGUUAAGCUUAGUUAUUUAUUUGAUAUUGAAUGCCUUUAGAUGGGACAGCCUUUAGUUUUGUCUGUGCUCUUUCAUUAUUGUUUUAUACCCAACCCUCUUAGCUAAUUUAGAUUAUCUGCCACCAUGUGUGCUUGUUAGCAAUCCUUACACCAUUUUCUUUUUAUAAUUGUUACUAUACAGUCUUCUACUAGCAGAUGAAAAUAAUGAACCCUACAAAUUCAGCUUGGAUUUUCCUAUUCCCUUUGGCGUAGUGGUUAAGAGCUUGGCUGCUAACCAAAAAGUCAGCAGUUUGAAUCCACCAGCUGCUUCUCGGAAACCCUGUGGGAUCUCUGUGAGUCGGAAUUGACUAGAUGGCAACGAGUUUUAUUUUUUUUUCUUAACCUUAUCGUUUUGUGAUUUUUGUCAUGGGUAUGCUUUUCUUCAUUUAGCAUUAUAUAAUAAGCGUUUCUUCAAGUUGCUAAACUGCCUUAAUGAUUAUUUUAGGCAGAAUAAUAAAUUAGUGGUUGUGCCGUAAAUUUUGUUUAGGUUUUUAUCAUGGGAAUUCAGUUUCCAUAUAUGUAUCACCCAGGGCUUCAGCAUUUCUCAGCUUUAAGCCAAACCUGUUUCCUCAUACCUGCCUCCACUGAACUAUUUUCAGGCAAAUCCCAGACAUAUCACUUUAUCCAUAAAUAUUUAGUAUAAAUCUAAAAGAUGAGGACUUAAGACACACAACCAUAGUAAUAUUAUCACACCUAAAAUAAUAGCAAAAAUACGUUUAUGUCAUUCAGUUUAAAAAUGCUACACAUUGUUUCAAAGCUCUCAAAAACAACAUCAAUACUAUUAUAAGUUUUGUUCAAAUCAGUUCCAAAUAAAGUUCAUACUUUGCAGUUGGUUGAUUUUCUUAAACCUUUUUUCAUCUGUAGUUCUCCUGCCAUCGCUUUAAUUCUCUUGCAAUUUAUUUUUAAAGAAACCAUGAACUUUGUUUUGUAGAAUUUUCUACAUUCUUGAUUUUUUUCUAAUUGCAUCCCCUUCAAUGCAUUUCCAUAACAUUUCGAAAUAGUUCUUUUCCCAUAGGAGCUAACUGACAGGGCAGCAACACAGUCCUCCCAAGGUCUAUUUUGAAAGCCUCUCUUCCCUUGUUUUGGGUCAGUAGAAAUAAUUAUGGAUAUCUCUUAACGUGCCUGCAAACUUUUAGACCUAUCCUUUACCCACACCUCCAACUCCAAGUCCAAACAUAGAAGAGUGUAACCAAUCAAGGUAAUCUACAAAGAAAAACAGCCUUCAACCCAGCCUUCUGAAAAGGUAGUUCCUCAGCCUUCUCAAUUUAUACCUGAAGGGGUAUUAAUUAUUGGGACCAACCGUUUCUGCCUGCACAGAGGGUUUUUUUUAAAUGGUCUGUUCAUUGCUAGUCUUCACAAGAAACACAUCUGAUACUACCUGUGGGAAUGUAUUUAGUACAUCUUACAAAAAUGGUAAAAAAAAAAAAAAAAAAAUUGAAAUCCUGAAAAAUCUUUUUAAAUUCCAGUUCUCUUGACCUGACAUUAAGGAAUCAUGAAGUAAAUGCUUGUGUUUAAAAAUGCUUGCGCAUUUUAAUUUUGUAGUACGCUUAUUAAAGGUUGUAGCUAGUUGUAUUUUAGGAUCAAUCUUAUACAAAUUUUGACAUUUUUGUGUGUAUGUGGGGUACUAUUGCAUUAACAACAAUUGAAGUGAUUUCUUCAGAAAACCUCAGGUUUCACUGUUUUUAAAACAAUUUGUAGCAAAUUUACUUGUUCUUUAAAGAAAUAUAAACCAAGACAAUGAUUUCUUUUCUUUACAGAGACCAUGAAACGUAUGGUGCAAUAGCCCUACUUUGGUGGGAAAAAUAUACAGCCAUUCUGGUGAAGCACUUUGUUGGCCUGGCCUUGGCCACAGUGAACUACACUUGUUUGGUAAGGAAGCAAGAAUUGCCAGAUUUGGAGCUCAUACACCACAAACUCAGUAUUCAGUAAGUACUGGAUGAUGGAAUUUGAAACAGAUUUAGAAAGGAUUUAAAAAGACUAAAAUACAGUAGGUUGUUGGACCACGUAUUUUUGGUAAAAUAGAAAUAGUGAAAUGAUAAUAGGCUUGAAUAAAUUACCUUUAAAAAAAAAAAAAAAGUCGUCCUGUUGUAGACCUCUGUGGCACCUUUGGACAUAACCCAACCCAAACCCAUUGCCAUUGAGUCAAUUCCAACUCAUAGCAUCCCUGUCUGACAGAGUGGAACUGCCCCAUAGGGUUUGCAAGGCUGUGAAUCUUUAUGGAAGCAGACUGCCACAUCUUUCUCCUGCAGAUCAGCUGGUAGGUUGAAGCCACUAACCUUUUGGUUAGCAGCUAAGUGCCUUAACCACUGUGCCACCAGGGCUGCUUAUUGGACAUAAUACAGAUGAAGUAUUAAAAGUACGUAGAAACUAAAACAGAAAAAGGGGACACUUCAACUUCUUAUUGGUAUCUGAGAACCAGGACCAAGGGAAUUCUGUUCAAGUGUUUGAACUGAUGAGUAUUUACAUUAAAAAUUAAAAAGAAGAUCCUUUUAUACUAGUGUUCAUUUUCUUGGGAAAAUAUCAAGCUAUGUUGUUAAAAUAAAUGAUACCAUACAAAAGUGAAGUAAAGGUUUGUCUAAUCUUAAAAAUAUCUUGCCACUGCCUAGCUAUUAUUUUCUUGGGUGGUUAUUUUAAAAGAAAAAAUCACUGUAGGGAGUUAAAUAAUUUGAAUAAUAUUCAGAUGUUAUUACUGUUUUUGCUUUUGAAAAGGCUGAAGCAUAUGUGUUUUCUGUAUAGGUGCUUCCAUUUUUAUUUCCAAGACUUGUUAUCUAGGGAAGUUUCUUCAGAGGACUGUUUGAAGGUACACGCCUGGGAGCUUAAAAUCUUAAGUUAUUAAAGGAGUAUUGAUAAACUUUUUUUUUUUUUUUUUAAAUAAAGAUCGAAUAAAUUCUUACGGCUAGAGAGAUGUUCCCUAAGAAUUUUUUUUAUAUAGUUCCUUAUCUACCAGUUAAUUUUUAAAUAUAUUUCCUUGUUUCAUAACUUAUGCAUGUUUUGUUAUUGAUGUUGUAAAAGUCAUUUUCCUUCCCCCCCACACAUUUGGUUACCCAUAGUCUCUGCAGAUUGCCGUUGUAAUAUUUGGGAGUUUUAAUUAAAAACAUUAUUCAGUCAUUUACAGUUAAUAAAAUUAAACACAUUUAAUUUUAAUGUAAUAAUAGCUAUCAUGUUGUACCUGCUUACUUUGUACCAGGCCCUAUGGUUAGCACUUAUGUAUAUUCUUUAAUUUUGAUAGCAACUACAUCACAUUUCUUAACUGCAAUUCCAAAAUUCAAAAAGCUGUGAAAACUGAAGUUUUUGUUACUUUUUCGGUAGCAAAACCUAGUCUAACCUGAAAGGAUGUGAGGCUGUUUAUAUCUGUUUAUCCCAUUUAAUAUGAAUAUUUUUUUCACUUAUUUCACUGCUGAAAUAUUAAUAUGCUUGAUUAUGGGGUACUCAUCUUUUGAAAACCAAAACAAAUUCUGAAUUCUAAAAAAAAAAAAAAAAAUUCUGAAUUCUGAAGCCCAUCUACCUCCAUGGGGAUCCCUGAUAGCACAGUAGUUAAAAGUGCUCAGCUGCUAACCAUAAAGGUCGGUGGUUCGAACUCACCAGCCACUCCAGGGGAGAAUGGUGCGGUGAUCUACUUCUGUAAGGAUUUACAGCCUUUGAAACCCUAUGGGGAUAGUUUUACUGUGUCCUAUAGGGUCUCUAUCAGUUGGAGUUGACUCGACGACAGUGGGUUUGGUUUUUUGGUUUUAAGCCUCUGAAUCCUUACCUGUCUCCUAUAGAGGAGAAAAUUAGGUUGUUCUGUUGCACCUGGUCGUCUGGUGGUUUUUGGUGAACCUGGUCUGUUUUGCUUUGUUUUAAAACCAAUUUAAUUGGUUACCAGCAUUCAAAUUGGGUAACCACAGUCAUCACCAUUCUCUUUGCUUAAUCUGCUUGGCCCUUCUAGGUAUAGCCCCAUUCCUCGCAAAGUGCAUUUCCUGAUCAAUAAUCACAAUGAUUUCUCUACUGUCAGACUAAGUAGCAUACUGGUUUUUUAAUAUAGAUUUUGUGCUUAGCAGUACAUGAAGUGAGUUUGCUGGCAUUUACACUUCAGUAAGAAAUUUUCUUUUUAUAUAAUUUCUUUGAAGGUUUUGGUGGAACCGAGGUAAACUAAAUUUAAGACUAUUUUAAAAACAAAUUAUUUUUUAACUUUUUAUUUUGAGAUAAUUUCAACAUAAAAAACUCAAGAAUGGCACAGAAAACUGUAAACUUUUUAUUUAGAUUCACUAAUUUUUAACAUUUUGCCACAUUUGCUUUAUGAUUCUCUAUAUAAAUAGAUACAUACAUUUUUUUUCCUGAAAUAUUUAGGAGUAGUUUGCAUACGUCAUUCUCUUUUACCCCUUAAUAUUUGAGUGUGUAUUUUCCAGGGCUUUGAACUGAUUUGAACUAGUUCAUGCAUGGCCGACAAAGCGAAAUUGGAACAGACCUGAAGUUUUAAAAUACGGAUGAAGCGGUAUGAUAAGCGGAACGGGAAAAAUUACAGGUCGAAGUGCUGGAAUGGGAGACUUGAAAGAGGAGUCGUGAGCCCUUUCAGGAGCCUGAUGUGGGAGAUUGGCUUAUUGCCAGGACUGUUGAGAGGAACACAACAUUCAGAGGGAUGUAGUCGGCUGCCAUCUUUGAGCAGGGCACUGCUGUUUCCAACUCUGCUGGUCAAGAGGUUUCGUUGCUAAGCAGUGCAUGCACUCCUUGGUUUCUAAGAUGGAGAUUAAGUUUCUAGCAGGGCUUCGACCCGUAAUUUUUCCCAUUCUGCUUAUCGUUCUGCUUCACCCACGUUAAAAAAAAAUUUGAGUCUGUUCGGGUUUUGCUUUGUUGUCCAUGACUGAACUGAACAGAAUCUGUGUAAAGUCCUGGUAUUUUCUAAGAACAAAGAUAUUCUCAUACAUAACCACAGUUUAGUUUGUAAAUUCAGGAAACAUUGAUAGAGUACUUUUAUCUAAUUUGCAGCCCCUAUUUCAUAACCUUGUCAGUUUUCUAAAAAAUAUCCUUUCUAGCUUUUUUACCCCUUCAGUACAUUAUCGUGUAUUGUAUUUAGUUGCAGUAUAAUAAUAAAUAUAUGCAAUAAGGAAUAUCUCUCAAUUUGGGUUUGUCUGGUAUUUGCUUAUGAGUAGGUUAGGUAUACAAGCCGUGUUGUCCUCAGGGUGUUGUAUCUACAGGCACAUGAUAUCCAUUUGCCCUCGUUGGUGAUGUUCACUUUGAUUCUCCAGUCAGGUCAGGGUGUUGUCCUGUUUCUCCUCCCUGGAGUUAUUAUUACUUCCCUUGCAAUUCAUAAUCCCUGUAUGAUCUUGCAAAUAUAUGACUUCUCAUCAAAUUUUCUCAUUUGUCCUGAGAUUAAAUUUUGACAUUCUCGCAAAGAUGUGAAAUGUGAACCAAAGUAAGUUCCCUCCUUUAUGAUUUAACCUGUUGCUAAUUUCUAAACAGGGCGGUGUUUUGUUCUGUUGUACAUAGGGUUGCUAUGAGUCCGAACCGCCUUGACGGCAUCUAACAACAACAAUUGAUAAACAUCUUUUAGCAUUGUAAGGAGAGGUAGUUUCUAAAGACAUCUGCUUGAAAUAAAAUAAAUCUGGAUAUUAUUUUUCAGUUGGUUAAAUUGCAUAUGAUUUUUUUCCCACUGUUAGGUUCUUUUAGUUUUUUUCAAGAGGAUGGAAUUGUGGGAGGGGAAGGUUUCUUUUGUCUUCUGUUGAUACUUCUGUUGUUUGCUGGGAGGGGUUUGGUCUAGCCCGCACUGGGACCUGUCUCAACUGACCCUCUGUAACUUUUUUCUGAGCAGUGAAUUCCUCAGGACCUCUGUUCCACUUGCAUAAAGUUUGUAAUACCUUUGCUUUUUACUUCUUUAUUUUUAGUGUAUCAAAUUUUAAAAAGAAUCCCCUCCUCCAGUUGCAGCUUGGUAACCAGAAUUGGAGGGAAUAAAAUGAGAAUCAGUUGUGCACCGUUACAACUGUUGUAAACAGGUAGGAAAAGAAUAUAAUCCUAGGUCAGGGAAGAGUUAAUUGAGUUGCUGUGAAGUUAAUGCUGAUGAAACUUUUUCAGCAUUUAAAAAAAAAAAACCUUUCAGAAUAAGAGGUAAGAGUUAUAAAUAUAUCUGACUUUUGAAAAAAUUGGGCUUUUGUUGAUAAUAGUUUUGAGAUUUUCCUUUGGGCAGGGAAUUUGGAUGAUGGUUAUGAGCUUUACCCCAAGAAGUGAUGCAUAUUUAGGUAUAGGAUUGAUGAGUAAUGCUAGAAAUCAUUAACAAAUACCAUCAUUUUGUAAAGCUUAUCAUUAAGUGAAUAAAAGUUUUAUUCAUUUAGUCAAAGCUAGAACCAUCAGAAGAAUUCAGAUAGCUUUAAAUGGAAUCCAAAUACCACAUAAUAUUUUCAUAUUUCCUAUAAUAGUCACGUUUUGAAUUUUGAUGAAAAUACCCCACAUUUACAUUUGUUUCUCCUUUGCAUUAGGCUGAGGAUGAUUCUUUUUCAUAAUGAUUAUCUCUUGCCGUGACACAAAAUAACUAUUAAACCCCAGUAUGCUACCCCCUCAAAUUUUUGGUACUCGUUACUCCUACUAAAUUAUUAAGAUAGCUAUUUUUAAAAUCUUUUAAUUUUGAAAUAAUUAUAGAUUCACUGGAUUUCGCAAAGGUAAUUUUUAAGAGACAAUAAUUUUGUUGCUGCUUUAUAUUAUUUAGGGUAUAGUUUCAUAGGUUGGUGGCUUUUAAACUUUUGGAGCAGUGUUAGAUAUUUUACAUCUGGAUCCAAGUAUACAUACGUAUACACAUGAAACAGAUUCAUUGCAGUUACAGGUAUUUACUCUUACCAUCCUUGUGCACUCUGAUUAUUUUAAUGAUAGUCGUGACCCUUGAAAUUGAUUUCAUGACCAGUGUCUCCACCCUACCGUGGGUAGUGUUUUCCAUGUAAGUGUGACAGCAUGAUGAUUGAAGUGAAGUGAGGACAGAUGACUCCCCCUCUUCUUCUAAGAGUGAUUUGUCUUUGUGGUCCUUUGAGGAAGUUUUUUUUUUUUUUAAUACCUAAAACAUUUACCAUUUCCACAGUUGUCACAUGUACAGUUCGGUAACAUUAAUUGUGUGCAUUAUGUUCAACCAUCAUCGUUAACCAUUCCCAGAUUUUUCCAUCAUACCUAACAGAAGCUCAGUUUCCCCUAAGCAUUGUGAGGAAGUUUUAUUAUUAUUAUUUAAAAAUACUUUUCUGACACAUCAGGGGAUUGGCAACCAAUGUCACAAAACAAUAUAUAUAUUAAUUGUUUAAUGAGAAACUAAUUUGCUCUGUAAACUUCCACCUAAAGAACAAUCAAAAAAAAACAAAAAACAAAAAACAAACUUUUCUGCUAUUUCCAAGUAUCCACCACCCAUAGUUACUACUUUUUUAUCUUUCCCUUUUUCUUUUGGUUAAUUUCCAUUUCUCAAUGUACAAUUAAGUGUUUCCUUAUGUUAUUCAGAACAUUUAAUGCUUGAGUAUUUUAUAUGCUUAAGAGAGAAAGGCAAGGAAAAAAACAAGUCAGAUGUGAAAUUAAUGUUCUUAUUAAAUACCAUGAGGGUAAACGUAACAGAUUCCACAAUUUACUGGAUAUAAAUAGCUUUAAAAUAGUAGACUCGGUCAUUCUCACAUUGAGAUAAUAAACUAAGGGUAUGGGAAGGAUCCUAAACUCUAGCAAAUUAUUGGUUUGAAAAUAAGAUCAAAUUGUUUAAAUAAAGUAAAUGAAAGGUAUACUUUUAGCCAAGAAAAAGGCUAACACUUAUUGACCAGUAAUCCUCACCUGAAUCUUUUAAAGUAGGAAAUAUUAUUACUACAUCUUGCACAUACAAAAACUGAAGUUUAGAGGGGCUAAGUAACUGGCCCAAGGAUAUAAAGACUUGGUAAGAGAUAGCUGUGAAACUUCACCUCAACCGUUAGGAUAAUUACGGUUUAGUUAUUAAUAAAAGGAAGGAAAUUUACUCUUUACCCCAAACUCAUUGCCGUCGAGUUGAUUCCGUCUUAUAGUGACCCUGUAGAACAGAGUAGAACUGCCCCAGAGAGUUUCCAAGGAGCAGCCCAGUGCUUAACCACUGCGCCACCAGGGCUAUCACGUGGAAGUGUAAUGGGGGCAAAACGAUGGCUUCUUAUGAGUUACAAAAUUUUAUUGUUAAUAAUACAAAUAGCGAUCUUACCUCAGAUAAGUCAUACUGUUUUACAUAGCUCUACAUUAAAAAACAAAAAUUACCUCUCUGUUUUUAAAAAAGUGGUUAUUGAGCACCUAUGUAAGAAAAGGCUUAAUGCUCAAUUGCCACGCCAGUACUUGUUUAAGUAGUCAGGCAGCAAACACUUAGGUGCCAGAUGCUCUGCUACAGUAGAAAGUAGCUUUUUGCAAAGUUUGAUCCAGUGAGGAGGGUGCCCUUUGUGGAUUAGCCCAGACCUAAGUUUGUCUCACCCUAGGUAAAAAAAGGCUUUCCUCUUCAUGGUUUGUAUUUGCUACAAGUUGUUGGUUUGUGGUAGCCACGCUGAUAAAGACUUUAGGAGGGAAACUAUUUAGGUGUUAGGACCAGGUUUCCAGAUAUCCUGGUGUUUGUCAGUUCUUCAUAUAUAAUUUGUCUGAGUUUAGUUGUUGUGUCUACAGCUGUCAGUACCUAAUCUCAAAGUUUUUUCCCAAAAAAGGUAUUCUGAAUCUUUUUGGAGGCAUAAGAACAUUUUAGAAAAUCUGAGAGCUAGAGACCUAUUCUCUAGAAAAACAAGCAUAUACAAAACAUUUGCAUCUAAUUUCAGGGAUUCUACCUGACAGCCUGAAGCCAGUUCUUGAGUUCUUUAAAGGACUGGCAUUAGGAUUGUAUCGUUUGAAUCAAAUAGUGCUUAGAAUGAACAUGUUAACAUAUAUGCUGAAAUUAUUUAGUAGUGAUUUCAUUUUUAUGUGAAGGAAACUGAACAUAGCAAAUUUAGUUUAAAUGUUGGAUUCUUGAUGUUUAGCCCAGGCAUAUUAAGCCACAGUUAUUUUUAAGUCUAUAUGAGAAACAAGGCUAUUGACCUCUGUUUUAUUAGAAGCUGAGGGUUAUUAAGGUUUAUGUCCUACAUACUACCCGUUGCCGUUCAGUUGAUUCCGACUAUUGCUUUACAAGCUGGGUCUGGACCUAUAACGGAGUUUUGAAAUCGGUUUAUAAGAGCUUGGCUGCUAACCAAAAGGUCUGCGGUUCAAAUCCACCAGUCGCUCCUUGGGAACCUUAUGGGGCAGUUCUGCUCUGCCCUGUAGGGUCGCUAUGAGUUGGCAUUGACUCAAUGGUAACGGGAUUUGGUUUUGGACUAUCAUUAAAACCAAUGAAAUAGACCAGAGUGGGAAAAAAUAUCUUUAUGUAUCACAUAUGGUAAGCUUAAGUAUUUGGUUACUUUUGUUUUAGUGUACAUAUGUAUGCAUACAUGCAUGUAUACAUGUAUGUUUUUAUUGGAUUACAGUGUGAAAAUACUUCUUAAUGUGGGAUGUGAUUUAAAAAGUUUGAAAGAUAUAACUGUACCUUUCUGCUUUUGAGGUAGUUUACCAAAUUCCUGGUGUUUUUGCUUUUAUUUGAGGGGACAGGGUGAAGGAGCUUAAGAAUUAGGAUGGUAAAAGAGCAACUUUCUUUGAAUUUUUAUUGAUCAGCCAAUAAAGUUGAAAUGGGAUUUUGUUGAUGCAGCUUUUUUUGGUAGUUAAGUAAUGCUGAAUUUGCCUUGUGAACCUUUUGAAAGGUAUUAUAACCCAAGAAAGAUAUGUAUGUUACAAAUUUAUAGUUGUAUUUGCUGGCCAUAUUGUAGUAAUAUCACAUGAUGUUUAACAUUAAGCCACCUGAUAGAACAUCCUUCUAAUAAGACUGAGAAGGUCUGUUUUAAGUAAGGUCACCUAUGCUGCUUAGGGCAGCUAUUUGAAGUAUUUGUUUUUACCUAAAAUUUAGAACCAGAAAAUGAAAGGACUUUGAGAUUUUGAUGGGAAGUGGUCAGUAGCUUAUUUUUAAAUAUGAAAUAGGUUUCAGGAACAGUCAUACAUUAAGUGUUGUUUAAAAAAUUGAAUUGUAGACAUUAACUGAAUGGCUUCUUUUGUUUUUCAUUUCUUUCAAAGGUUUGGGCCCCAUGGGAUCCCUGUGACAGUAUUUCCCAAAAGGGAAUAUAAGGAUAAACCUGAAGCCAUGCAGCCCCAGAGUAAUACAUUCCAAGAAGGGACAGAAGUCGAUCGAGAAGCGAACGGUGCUGUUCCCCACGACCCUCCUCCUGUCCCACCUCCCGAGCCGAGCCUGGCUGAAAGCCUGUGGACUUCCAAACCACCACCUCUCUUCCAUGAAGGAGCACCUUAUCCUCCCCCUUUGUUUAUCAGGGACACAUAUAACCAAUCAAUACCUCAGCCACCUCCUCGGAAAAUUAAGCGACCCAAACGAAAAAUGUAUAGGGAAGAACCCACUUCUAUAAUGAAUGCUAUUAAACUACGGCCCAGGCAAGUCCUGUGUGACAAAUGUAAAAACAGUGUUGUUGCUGAAAAAAAGGAAAUUAGAAAAGGUAGUAGUGCAAGUGACUCUUCUAAAUAUGAAGAUAAAAAACGGAGAAAUGAAAGUGUAACUACUGUGAACAAAAAACUUAAAACUGACCAUAAAGUGGAUGGGAAAAACCAAAACGAAAGCCAGAAAAGAAAUGCUGUGGUUAAGGUUUCAAAUAUUGCUCACAGCAGAGGCAGAGUAGUUAAAGUUUCUGCUCAGGCAAAUACAUCAAAAGCUCAGUUAAGUACUAAAAAAGUACUCCAGAGUAAGAACAUGGAUCAUGCAAAGGCUCGGGAAGUGUUGAAAAUUGCCAAAGAAAAGGCACAAAAGAAGCAAAGUGAAACCUCUACUUCCAAAAAUGCACAUUCAAAAGUCCAUUUCACACGUCGAUAUCAGAAUCCUAGCUCAGGUUCCCUUCCACCCCGGGUUCGGUUAAAACCACAAAGGUACAGGAAUGAAGAAAAUGACUCUUCUCUGAAGACAGGGCUUGAGAAAAUGCGGAGUGGCAAGAUGGCACCCAAGCCCCAGUCUCGCUGCACCUCCACCCGCUCAGCAGGUGAGGCCCCUUCAGAAAAUCAGAGUCCCUCCAGAGGCCCACAAGAGGCCGGCAGUGAGGUUCAGGACACAAAUGAAGUGCAUGUGCCUGGUGAGCAGAAUGAACCACAGACAUUGGGCAAAAAGGGCAGCAAAAGCAAUAUCUCUGUUUACAUGACCCUAAAUCAAAAGAAAUCUGACUCUUCCAGUGCAUCAGUGUGUAGCAUUGAUAGCACGGAUGAUUUGAAAUCUUCCAACUCUGAGUGUAGUUCUUCAGAAAGCUUUGACUUUCCUCCAGGCAGUAUGCACGCGCCUUCCACCUCCUCCACUUCCUCCUCUUCAAGGGAAGAGAAAAAGCUCAGUAAUUCCUUGAAAAUGAAAAUCUUUUCCAAAAACGUCUCUAAGUGCGUCACACCAGAUGGCAGGACCAUAUGUGUAGGGGACAUUGUUUGGGCCAAGAUUUAUGGCUUCCCUUGGUGGCCAGCCCGUAUUCUUACUAUAACUGUGAGCCGGAAAGAUAAUGGCCUUUUAGUCCGACAGGAGGCCCGCAUUUCAUGGUUUGGGUCUCCAACAACAUCUUUCCUUGCUCUUUCGCAACUCUCCCCCUUUCUAGAAAACUUCCAGUCACGCUUUAAUAAGAAGAGAAAGGGCCUGUAUCGAAAGGCUAUCACAGAGGCAGCUAAAGCUGCUAAGCAGCUGACCCCUGAAGUGCGGGCUCUGUUGACACAGUUUGAAACUUGAAUGUGGACAGUCAGGUAGGCAAGAACGAUUGGAAGGCGCCACAGAUUUUCCAGUCCAGUUAGGAAAAACUUCCUUGAAAUACCCUGGCCAAAUGAGAGAGAGAAAUUGCACUCAGUUGGCUGGUUUUUUUUUAUACUUACCUGAUAGCCAUUUUUGACUGAGAAGCUUAAACUGAACAUGCAAUCAAGUUUUGUCUUAAGGAAGUGAUAUUUUAGCAGUAUUUUUCAGUUUUACACUCUAAAAUCAUCCCAAGGCAUAGGAGCCAUAGCCUCAACUGAAAGUGAAUUUUUGCAGGGACUGUUAAUAGCCGUUUGUAUCUAGCACUAUAUAUAUAUAUAUAUAUAUAUAUAUAUACAUAUAUAUAAAAUAUAUAACCUGUCACUAUGUGACAAGGGUUGCAGACCUGGGGUUGCAGUAAGGGCUGGUGAACUGGGGGAAUAGUGUAGAUAUUUAAUGACUACUUGUUUUGUUUUUUGAUUGAACACUUAGCCUAUCUAUGCACAUAGUGGCAUAAGGGUUUGAUACUUAGGUGUUUGACAAACUGAGAUGCUUCCUAUACAGUUGCGGCCUGGGGAGAGAGCCCAGUGCUUGGGAUUAAGGCUGGAUAGGUUUGAAUCAUCACUUUCUUUCUUCCACUGGGGAUUUAACAAAAACUUUCAAACUUCAGGUUUGGAAGUUUUGAUAGGUUUGUUUUUGGAUAUGUAAAUAGCUGAUUCCUAUAUUUGGUCAGAUUUCUCCUGACUGGCUGUUCCUAAAUUCUUAGGAUACGUCCUAGUAAAUUACACUUUGUGAAUUGUCAUAUGUGUAAUCGUUGAAUUUUGGAUGUACCUAAUUUGAUAAGUUUUAAAAAAUAUUUCCAUUUAAGGUAUCUGUUUGCAGGUCAGAAAAUGAGAAAAUGUAAUUGUGUAAUGUGCUGAAAUGUAAAAAAAAAAAAAAAAAAACAAAAAAGCUGUAAAUAAAAUUGACUAAAGCCGAAUUAUUUGUGUGUGUUUCUCAAAAAGCUUGAAAAAUUUCAAGAUGGUAGAAAACAAUUCUUUGUAGUAGUGUUUAGAGGAGGGAAAAGAGCAAACUUUUUUUUUCCUAUUUGCCCUAUUGGAAUAUAUUACAAGUAUAGGUAAAAUUCAAAUGACAAGUGAUUAAUCAGUAUAUUCUUAAAAUGGAUUUUUGUAGUGUAGAGGUCUGGUAUGCUUCUAUAUUUAAUACCCCUCUCGCCAAUUUCUCAUAAAUGUGGGUUUUAAUUUUUCAUUUUUAGCGUUGAUAUUUUAUCACAUGCUUUAUUUUUUUACACUUGGGUAAUUACAACCAGUCUCUUCUCUAUGGUGUUGGUCCUCUGCCUCAGGUAUCAUUGCUUUUAGGGGCUAGUAACAUAGCUCACUUUUCUACAUGGUCUGUUUUAUCCAUAAGAUUUGAUUUCUUAUUCUUCAUUUCAGCUUUGUAUGAUUAGUGAAAAAUAUAUCUGAUAGCCUAUGGAGGCAAAUUUAUCCCAAGAUUUUUUAAGUUGCUUUCUACUUUUUGUGUCUGACAUAGCUAAUUUAACUUUUAAAUUUGAUACAAUUUUGAUAAAUUUGAUACAAUUGGAAACUUGAAACUUUUGAGAGCAACUUUGUGGAUUUCUAAAUCCAACUUGAAAGAUUUUAGUUACUAAGGAAUUUAUAAUGAAAAAAUUAAUGGAGAUUGAAAAUCAGUAGUCUUCUGUCAGCUUCCUUAAGGUUAUGGACUUCUGUGAUUUCUGCAAAAGCAAGUAGAAUUCCUGGGGAACUCGGUCAAUGCUUUUUGAUUAUAAUAAACACACAAUUAAAAAACCAAGAUGUUUCACUUGAAUAGAACAUAUUCUUUCCUGCAAACAGAAACAACUAUACUAUUGCAAAAAAUCUUUGUUUGAUUAUAACAAGUUGAAAAAAUUUAGUGUGAUUGAAGGGUUAUAAGGAAGUUUCUCAGAAGUAUUUGUUUCGGAUUAAUGAAUUUGCUUUAUUCAGAUACUUUUGAAAGUUUGAAAUCAAAAGUCCAGAAAGAUUUAAACCAGCAGAGCAAAAAGUCACCCACAUUUUUUAAUUUCAAAGUUUUGUGUAAUGAUCCAGUUGACUUCUAACAGUGAUUCUGAAAGUAAAUAUUGCUAAUACAGUCAGGUGCUUUGGCAAAUGUGCUCUGUGGCAUAAACCAAAUUUGGUUUGUUUCAGAAACCAUGGGGAAAAAGAAUAAAGAAAAUAAAGUCAUGACUGUAAAGUAGAAAAAUUACAUUGAAUUUUAUAUUGUCCAUACCUUGAGGAAAAGGUUGAACCAUAAUCACAGAUUUGCUUGAUUUCUAAUUAUCAUGCCAAAUGAUCCCUCCAUUUUAAACUGACAGUGUGGCAUGUUUCAUCUGAGGUUUCAAUAGGGAAACAAGUUUUAAGGAAUUUCUCUAAUAGUGUUAGAAAGUAUAUUGUGAACACUCAAGUCCAAUAGCUACAUAUUAAUGUUUUAUACAAAUAGAGAUUUCUUAAGCAGCUGGAUAAGUUUGUCCAGUAUCUACUGCAGAUUGAGAUAAGUUGAAUUGGAUAACUGUAGCCAUUUACCUUUUCCGUUUCUCUUUGAAAUGAUAAAAGGAGGUAUUAGUCACUUAUUUGUAUUGAGAUAACCAAGUAGGUAUUUUUUUCCCCUUGCAGAGAGAGAAAACCAGGCUUAGGCCAAAUCUCCAGUGGUCUCAGAAGUGGCUAAAACAAAGGAUUAGCAACCAACCAAGUGGAGAAAUAAGAGCUGUGAAAGCUAAGAAUGUCUUUAUUUUUAGAAAUUCUUAAAAAUUUAAAGCAUCAGGAAGAUAUUUUUUCCUUUUGGUAUUCUAGAAUUUGUAGACUAGAAAACUGAUUGCUCCUUUGGAAGGGACAUCUAUUCAGCUCAUUUACAGACAUGGAACCAGAGACCUAGUGAGAUAGGAAAACUAGGAUUCAUUAGUCUGAAGCUCCUAUGCUUGACCAGAUGGUAUGUCUGCAUAGUUUUGAUGGGAAUAUCUAUAAAUAGGUGGUAGUUAUAGAUCAGUACUAAGUAAAACAGAAAUUUAGAUAUCUAGAAGACUUCAUGCGAAGAACGUGGAACUGAUACUAGAGUCAACUAAAUGAAUGUAACUCGCCUUCAAGUACUUGGUUUUUGCUUGGCCAGUUACCUGCCUGGUUUUAUUGCACCUCGAUAGGAUUUUCAUUUUGAAAAUGAAAGUUAGUAUUGUUAAGAGGUAUUUGAAUAUCUGGGUUACUCUUCUAUGGUUUCCAAGUUACAGAACAUUAAAUUGAGUUGCACCCCUAUUUGAACAGGUUGUACCUUUCUAAAAUUGGUCAUGUUGGAGGAAAGAUACACGUUUAAAGUGUACAAGAUGGUCAGUUUUUCUUUAUGGAUAGUAACUGAAUUGGAGAUUAGAAAUGGCUUAAGAAAUCUGUAAUAUAAAAAACUAGAUUUUCCCUUUUAAAUUGUGCACUUCGGUUUUUGCUGCAUUCAUUCACUUUAUUAAUACUGCAUAGCAAAGCAGAACAGAGCCAUGGGCAGAUGUCUAGAAAAAUUGAUAAUAUGGUUUAAUUCAGGGACUUGUGCCCUGAAUUAUGGCCCAGUGAUGGCCUCCAGUAGGGAAUUUGCCAGAUAGAAUGAAGAUCCUAUUUUAUGAGUUUAAGCAAAUUUAGUCUUCACUUUGGAACUGUACUAAUAUGAUAGCUGUUAAAAGAAUUUUAAUUGAAAUCCCUGAUACCAUGGCUGUUGCCAUGCCAGUUACCAGUUUAGGGAGAAAAUAAAAUAGCUUAGGUGAAAAUUUUUUUUUAUAUUCAGUAUUUACAGUUUGUAUACACUUAAUGUAUUCUUCAUCCACAAAAGUGAACAGAAUUUACAAAAUGAAAGCAUUAGCCCAUUAAGAUGCCCUGCCUUGCUAUUUUGAAUAAAGGUAUGAGAAGGUUAAAGUCAUAGUGAUAAUAGCUGAUGUAUAUAUUUUUGGUUUUCUAGAAUAUAUUGGUGUUUUUACCAUAGAUAGUUGACACUGAGAAACAACUUUUUUUGUCUUCCUAAUAAUCUUUACUCAAGAGAUCCAAAGAGGAUUUUUUCCCUUUUACUUUUCCUUGUGCUGUGGUAUUAGGUAGAAAUCAUUUUCUCCUUGCCAUACUAAUAGAGCACGGUAAUUUGUUUUUGAAAGAAACUUAAAAUUUCUGGUGGUGUCUUUCAAGAGGGUGUUUGGAAGUCGAUUACGGGGGUGUUUUUCUUGGUCAGCACUAUGGGACAUGCCACAGGCAGUGCCUGGCUUCCAGAAUUCCUUCCUACCCAUCUUGCAGUCUUUCACAAGGAAAUAUUGUUGCCCACAAUGCUGUAAUGGCACCCCCACUUUUAAGCACUGUAACUGCCUCUUGGCAAAAUUUUUAGGUGAAUUAGUUUAACUGCAUUUAUCUGUUAAGAUUAGGUUUUAAGUUAAAACCUGUUCCUUAAGAUUAGGUUUUAAGUUAAAACCUGUUCCUUUCCAGUGACAAUUGUUUGGACAAUUUUAUGAAUAUGGAAGCCAUUUAAUUGUUUUACUAAUAGAGUUAAGAUAUAUUCCAAAACUUUUGGCCAUAUUUUCAUAAUAUAUGUACUAAUUUUGAAUUACUUUUCCACUUUUAUGUGAGUACAGUUAAUGGAAAACAAACGUGCCUUGCCAUACGUAAUUAUUAAAUAAUUAUUAAAAUAAAACUUUAAGAUCAUCUUGCAUCCCACACUUUGGCAGGAAAUAUUGAAUUAAUUUUUAUAUCAUGCCUUUGAAUCCAUCUUGGGAUAGAUUGAGUCAAAUUUUAAGACAUUAAUUUCUCAGACCUGGGUGGUACAAACAAUUAACAGGCUUGUCUGCUAACAGAAAAGUUAGAGGUUUGGGUCCACCCAGAGGCACCUCAGAAGAAGGGCCUGGAGAUCUACUUCUGAAAAAUCAACCAUUGAAAACUCUAGAGAGCACGGUUCUGCUCUGACAUACAUGGGGUCACGAUGAGUUGGAAUCAAUUCAACACUGGUUUAAUUAAUUUCUGAAAAAAUGAAUCGCUGAACUUCAGUUUUUUCUUAUAGAUUCCUGCUAACACAAAUUAAAGAUUGGUUGUGGGGAGGUGUAAUGGAAGAAAAGAAACUGUAGGCUUACAGUUAUCAGAAUUUUAACAAAAUACUGUUUCUGAGUCAAAUUACCGUUUUUCAGUUGAAUAACAGAUGGUUGUCGUGCAUGUUGUCUAAUUUACGGGCCUUCUACUAUACACAACUUUUGUUUGUAAAACAAUUUUAUAAAAUUAUAUUGAAAAUAGGCUGAUUUUUAAAAAGCCUGUUUUUAAAAAUUGGUUUAAACAUGGAUUUAAUAUUGUUUCUUCAAAUUCCUGAUUAUAUUUGUAAGGUCUCUUUAAAAAAACUUGAAAGUACAGCCAAUAAUUAAAUAUGGAAUUUUCCCAGUAUCAUAAGAAUGUGAGUUACAUCCUUUUGUUGUCUUAGAAAUCUGAGUCUUAAUUAGAUACAACUAUUUAAAACUCCUUAUUAAAAUUUUUUUCUGUCCAGGCAUCAGUAUCUAUAAGGAAAACCAAAUACUCCGUAGGCUGUUGGUAUAAUCACACUUUUUUUCCCUUUUCACAUGAACUAAAAUACUUGUGCUUAUAAUGUAUAUCACAUUUUAGCAAGGGAUUGGUGUUAUUUAUUUUAAGUAUUAAAAAUAACUUCAUAGCCUUCAGUAUUCCUCAGUGAGUUCUCUUUGGCACAAAGAUUCACUUAAAAGCCAGAUCAAUUGAUUAAUCACUAUUCCUAUCUUGUAAACCAAAUUUCUUUAGGGCACAGAAUCACAAGUUGUUACCUAAUCUUAUCGUUGGAUUUAUGGCAAAAGUUUCUUUGUAAUAAAUUAUUUCUUAAAAAAAAAAAAAAAAAAA